CGUUUUUUGACUUUUUUGUUUACAGUGGUUUACACAAUCACAAUACUUUUGGUAAAAUCUAAAUUCAUGAAUCCAAACGCCAUCCUUUCCAAAUUAUUACCAUUUGAUUUCUAUUUUGACUUGCUUAGCCUCGUACAAAAUAGAACUUACGCAAAAUUAGACGGAGAAUUUGAUGCUUUGUAUAAGAUAACUUCGAGAACAAUUUCAAAAAUGUUUACUGUGAUAUCUAUGAGUCCUAAUGGACAAAGUAACCCUGAGGAAAUGAGGAGACGAAAGUAUUUACUAUACAGGGGUUCCGUUAUCUGCUUAGGAAUUUCCAAAUUUAUGGCAGCAAUUCUCUAUGUCAUACUGUAUUUACUGACACACAGCGUAAAACCAAAAGAGCAUAUUGAACACUUGUUGGGCCCUCUACAACUGUGCCUUCUAGUGGCCAUCGGUCCAUUCAUUGUGUUUGGAACCCUUCUGGUCAUUUCGUCACUAAAAGCUAUGAAAUUCCAUCAACUAACUUUGCUCUUGGCGAUAAUAUUUGCCAUUGUUUUGGGAAUAUACGACCUGUUUCUGGGAGGCUUCGGGGCUUAUAUAUACUUCAGUUCCAUAGCGUUUACAAGACACUUCAUCAUGUUCGUUGUGUUCAUUUGUCAAGCCACUAACAUAAUUUGUACAGCUAUCUACGACGUUCCACUUAUAAGAGCCUUUCGAUCAUUAAGAAAACAGGAGACACAACUCGUCUGAAACACUAUAUAAUUUAGUCAUAUUGGAAGAAGACUCUUUAUUGAUAAAUUAAAUAUACCUAGCUAUUUAGCUAAGAAUAAAUUGUUA
Molecule: messenger RNA, 819 nt
Organism: Plutella xylostella (diamondback moth)
Lineage: Eukaryota; Metazoa; Arthropoda; Insecta; Lepidoptera; Plutellidae
Source: RefSeq, a predicted model, not a curated record